Molecule: messenger RNA, 10043 nt
Organism: Caenorhabditis angaria
Lineage: Eukaryota; Metazoa; Nematoda; Chromadorea; Rhabditida; Rhabditidae
Source: the annotation of a GenBank genome assembly
AUGUCCUAUUAUAAUACCGUGGAUAAUUAUGGAGGUGGUUUGGAAGGUGAGUUUUUAAAGGGAUUUGCGAAGAUUUUGUGUAGUUCUCGAGGAAAACUAGAGAAAAAUUUCAUAGAUUUAUCUUAUUUUCAAGAUUUUCGAUGCCUACCAGCUUUUUCAAAUGAAGAAUAGCUUUGAGCGCAUGUUUUUUGGUGAAAAUUGAAGAUUUUUGAGAAAUUUCAUUCAUUUUUCAAAUCCCGCCCCAAAAAACUCACCAUUUCCUUGAAAUUCCGAAAAUCCAGCUUCAUCUUCACCUUUUCCUUGACCUAAAAUCAGAAAUUUUCAUAAAUUUCAACCUAUUUUGCAAAACUCACCAAAAAUCGAAUUUUCCUGCCUGAAACUCCUUCAACAAAAUAUUUCAAAUCCGCAAAAUUCAAGCGAAAACAUGAUUUCAAUAUUCAAAACACAAAACAAAACUUUAUAAUCACUUUAUUCACACACAAAAACCAGAAAACACACGAAAAAUAGAAAUGACGCGCAAAAAAAACAAAAGUAAAACAACGACACUCCGCGUGCCCGUUGUUUAGCUUGUUGUUUUUGCAAACGUGGAAUUUCGCAUUUCUUGAUUUUUAUCGAUUUUUUGGCAGUUUUGAAGAUUUCAAUGCAAAAUUUGGUGAGUAGUUUGGAUUUUUGUGAAAUUUAGUGAAAAACAGAGCUUCUAGUCAAGUUUUUAUGUGUAAAAAAUGAUUUUCGGUGAAAAAUUUCGUUCAAAAUUCCCAAAAAGUGCACUCAAAGUUCCUCAUUUACUUAAAAAUUCAUGAAAAUUGUGAAAGUUCGCAGAAAAGCGAGAAAUUUUGUGGUUAGAAAACUGAAAAUUGUACAUUUUAAUUUGACAAAUUCCAGAAAAUUCUUUUUUUUUUUCAUUUUCAAAUCAAAAAAUAUCCGAAAAAACUUCAUUUUAAUAACCCCAGGCUUAAUUUUUUGGCUGAAAAUACUCUUGGAAUUUUUUUUUCAAAAACCUAACGAGAUCUUUGUCACUUUGAAACAACACCUACUCAAAAUCCUUUUUUUCAAAAAAAAAAAGAAAAUCAAAUUUUUGACAAGGGCUCCGGCCUCAUUUUCUUCUUUGAAAACACGAAAAUCUUUUUUUUCACUUUGCUCAAGAAAUGUUUCCAACCCGACGAGAAAUUUGAUAUUUUUUAUCCGCACACAAAAAUUUGUGUUUUACUUUUCUCGUCAUUUUUUGGGUUGACACCAAAAAAAAUGUUUUUUGAAAUUUUCCCACACAAAAAGUGUGGCGCAAUUAAUUAUUUCUUACAUCUUUUUUUUUCACAUUUUUUUAUUCACAUUGAAACAUCAAAUUUUCCAGCUGAAAAUCCAUAUUUUCUGACUCAUAAAAUAAAAUUUUAUGCGAUUUCUUCUUCAAAAAUAUAGACAUCUAUCUAUCAAGAUAAUUCGAAAUUUCCGGCUCUAUAAUUUUCAGCUAUUCAAAAAAAAAUACAAAAUAUUCAAAUUUUUAGGCUCCGCCACUGUUCCAAACAUGUUUUCAGGCAAAAACAAUGUUUUUUCGCCGUUGGCCAGUGAAAAAGUUCGACGAAGACCGAGUCAGGUAAGAGCAUUUUGGGAAGGUUUGGGCUGAAAAUAUUUGAAUCUUUGAGAUUUCCGGUGGGAAUUUUUGGAUUCUAGAGGAAAUUUGGAGUUUUUUGAGACCAAAUAUGCUGUGAUUUUGAAAAUUCUAUUUUUGAGAUACAGUAGGAUUGAGACUUUGUGAGAUUAUUGUCUUGCAUCAAUUUUUGGCGCGAAAAACAUAGCUUCAAAACGCUGUGAUUUCUCAUCGAAAAAAAAACAUUUCUGAAUUCUGGGGCCAAAAUUAUUUUCUAAAAAUUUCACUGUUUCAAAUAAUGCCUAAUUGUUUUUCGAAAAUUGAAAAAAAUAAUCAGAAGGCUGGCGAUUAUUUGCUGCAUCAAAAUGUUUCCAAAAAAUUUCACUGUUUCAAAAAUUGCCUAAUUGUUUUUUGAAACUUUGAAGAAAUGUUCAUUUAACUGUUGAUUAUCUGAUAAAAAUACUGUAAUUUCCCUCUGAAAAUGGCGCCAAAUAUUAAAUUAAAAAAAAACCUACACGAGUUUUAGCGUCAAAAAUUCCCGAUUCAAAAUUAGAUUUUUUGUGCGUCAAAAUUUUUCAAAAACAAAAUGCACUGUUUCAAAAAUUGUGUAAAUUUCAUUGACAAAUUGAGAAAAUGUUUGGUGUUAAGAUUUUUCUGAGUCCUCAUAGUACUGUAAUUUCUCUCCAAAAAUCGCGCCAACAAUUUCCGAUUCAAAAUUCUGAUGUGAUUUAUUCUGACAUAACUUUUUGUUCAGCCGGCGCGAAUUAUUUCCUAUUUUUCCUACCAAAACCCAUGAUUUCUGGCGUCUAGAAAUGUUUCAUGAAUUUUUGAUCUAACCAUAUUUUUUUUCUGAAAAUAUGUAUAUAAAUAAAGUAUAUCAAAAAUUCUCCCACACAACAAAAACAAGGCAAAUUUCGCCAUCUCAUUUUGUUGAAAUUCAAACCAGCUCAGCUCAUUCAGCUCUCCAUUUUUUCUUGUUUUUUUUCUGAAUUCCCGCGCUGGAAUAAUUAAUGAAUCAGAAAGAAAAAGGGACUUUUUUGCCCAUUUUUUCUCCUUUUUUCUUUUUCUUCUUGUUUCUCAUUUUUUUCAUUAUAAAAAAUAUAAUAUUGAAUAAAAAUGUGCAUUUUUAAGACUUGCGCUAACUUUUUCUAGGAUUUUCAGAGUUUCUUUUUAGUUCUGAAAAUUAUAGUUUUUUGUAGAAAAUGGAAAUUUUGAAAAAUUAAUUUUCGCGCCGAAUUUAGAAUCAGAAAUUUUGUUUUCCUAUAUAAAAAGUAGCUAGAAAACUGUUUUUUUCAAAACUCGAAAAAUACGUUGAGAAUCUUUGAAACAGUAAAUUUUUUCAGAACAAUUUCGGUUGAAAAAUUCAGUUUUUCAUGAAAAAAUCUGAAAUUUUAUGCGAUUUUUGACUGAAGUUCUCAUAAAUUCCUGAUGUAGCACCAUUACACAAUCAAAGUUUUCUGAAAUUUAAAAUUUAUCAAAAAUCUUUGAAACAGUGAAUUUUUUUCUUGCUUCAAAUUUCUUUUCUAUCUGAAAAAAACGAAUAUUUUAUUUUAAAUCGGGAUUUUUUUGUUCGCCAGGUGUUAGAUUACACUUUCAUGUUUCAGGUUUCAUUUUUUUUUUGAGAUUUUCACCUGACUUUCACUAUGAGAAAUUGUUAUCUUAGAGUUUUUUCUCAAUUUUUGUUUUAAAUUAGGCUUCUUCUUUUGAAGCCUGAAAAUCAGACCUGAACUUAGGCUUCUCAAAAUUAAACCCCAAAUUAUAGGUUUCUCAAAUCUUAUUUUUGAACCUUGAAAAUUAAGGUUAAUUCUCAGGCUUUUCCAAUUUUUUUUCUCAUUUUCUGAAUCUAGAAAAUUGAUUAUUCGAUUUCAGGAGUCCCAAAUAUCCAAAAAAAAUUCACUGUUUCAAAAUUUUUUUAAAGAUUUUCCAAAUUUUCAGAAAUGCUAGUAGUAUAAGCCCGCCUGCCAAAAAAUAAUUGUCCCUGUGUUUGUGUAUUUUUUUGGUUGAAAGUGACACACACGAAAAUUUUUUUCUCGCAGCAGUCAGGAUAAAAAACAACAAAAAACACGAAUCCUAUCCUGUUUUUAGGCAAUUUUCUUUUUGAAAAUAAAUAGAGUCUGAAAAUUUUUUACAUUUAUUUAACCGCAUGCUUCCGCGCGGUUAGCGGAAAAUAAUUUUUUUCAAAAAAAAUUAAUGUUCCUAUUCUUCUAGUGAUUUAUUUCGGUCGUACAAAUAUAUAAAUAAAAUGAAAAAAAUUUGACAAAGAUUUAUUUUUUGGGUUUUUUUUUUGAAAACAAAAAAAGCCAUCAAGUGGGAUGGGAUUUUUGAAGUACACAUUUCACUCAUUUUACUAAAACCAAAAAAAUUCGUCAUUUUUUCAGUAUUUUUUUCGACUAUAUAAAAAUUAGCUGAAUUUUUCCUAUAGAAAAUCAAAAAUGAAACAUUUUGUUUCCGGAUUUUUUGAAAAAAUGCAAAUUUUAAAAAUCUUUUUACAUACGUUUUUUUUUCGCGCCAAAACUUACAGUACCUUCCUAAGUCAAAUCACAAGUUCAAAACUCAUUUUUCCUCCAAAAAACCUGUCAUCAAAAAUUCUCGCAUCAAAAAAAAUGACAAAUAAAAUAACAUCAUCCAUCUCUUGAUAUCUUUUUCGUCUUUUUUUUUUUCGAAAAAAAAACCACCAACUGACUUUUUCCCCCAACUUUUUGUCGCGACGAACAAAUUUCUAUAUUUUUUUUCAAUAUUUUUUGGAAAAACAAUUCCUGAUGAAUGGGUGGAAAUUCCAGCAAAUUUGAGGCGAAAAAUCGAAAAUCUAGUAUUAUUUUGUUGAAUGGCAAUCAGAUUAUUGAUGACGAGGAAUUUGAUGAGCGAGAAAAAUGGGUAGGGGAUUUUUGGCGCCAAAAAUUUAGAGGUACUGUAAGUUUUGGCGCCAGAAUUCUGAUUUUGGAUUUUAUGAAGCUGAGAUAUUAAGCUUCAAAAAAAUGCUGAAAAUCUUCUCUGGAAGAAUAUCUGAAAAGGUUUUACGAAAAUUGAAGAAAAUUCUGAAGUUCACCUGAAACUGAAUUUUUGUCUGAAAUUCCACGAAUGCUGAAAAUUCCUAAUAUUUUUGGCGGAAAAAAUCCCAUUUGAAAAUACGUUUCAAAUGUUUUCUAUUAAAAAACCAGUUUACUUUUAUUUUAUUAUACUUGUUUUUUCUUCCAAAAAAUUUCCUGUUUUAAAUGUUUCCUGAAAAACUUCCAGAUUUUGUCUAAAAAUAUUUUCUAAUUCCCAUCGGAAAUAGAAACUCUCUGAAAAAAAGGCAUAAUUCAAUUUUUCCCUUAUUAUUUUCAGCAGCCUUUUUCUCUCUGUCUGCUCUGAAAAAUACACAUAUAGAGAGAAAAAAAUUGUAUUUUCAGUGAGCGCCGCUCAAUUUUCAGCACUCAUUUUCCUAGCUAAAAAUAAUUUUUUUUUGCAGUUCGAUCGAGCUGUUCACAAAGUCUAUUCGGAGCCGCCGCAAUUAUUCACAAAUUCGUUGAUCGAUACAAUUUAUCAUCGAUUUUAUUGGUCGUUGAGAGCUUUGCAGUUUCGCGUUUUUUAUAAGAAUGAAGGUGGGUUUUGGCGGGGCAGAUUUUUUCACUGUUUCAAAAAAAUUUGAAUAAAAUUGAGGUAUUCUAAUUUUUGUUUAAUCAAAAUUUGGAUGUCCCAAAAAAAUCCACGUGAACUAUUCGAAUUCUCGCGCCAGAAAAUUUGAUUUUUCCGAGAAAAUUUUUUCACUGUUUCGAAAAUUUUUGAAUAAAAUUGAGACAUUCUGAUAAGGUGUUACAUCACUUUUUCAAUUUUUCACGUGGAAAUUUCAAAGUUCAAACUCUUGUCACAAGAUAAAAAUUGAGGAAUCCGAUUUUCCCGAAAAAAAAUUCACUGUUUCAAAAAAUAAUUGAAAAAUAUUUUCGCUACAAUUAAUAUGGUAUUCCUUCUGCUUGAAAUUAAUAAAUUAAAAUUCAUAAAUUCCUAACUUUAUAAUUGUAAUUCUUCUGUCAUCCUGAAAAUAUUUUUGCAACAAAAAAAAUUUUGACGUCAAGAUUCCACGUGGAAUUUUCAGAAUUGAAACUCUUGUGACCAAAAUCUUUUUCAAAACUCACUUUAUCAUGAAUACAUAUUUUCACUGUUUCAAAAAAUAAUUGAAAAAUUUUGAUUUGCUACAGUUUUGAUGGUAUAGGUUCUGAAUUCAUAUUAGAUUGAAAUAAUUCAAAAAUUCCAAACUUUAUAAUUGUAUUUCUUCUGUCAUCCUGAAAAUAUUUUUAAAAUUAAAAUUUUGGUGCUGAAAUUAACGAGGCUAAAAUUAGGGAAAUUCAAUUUACCCCGAAAAACAUUUCACUGUUUCAAAUAAUUUUGAAAACAAUGGAAAGAAUCUAAAUUCGAUCGAUUUUUUCUUGGCAUCUCGUUCAAAUUAAAAAAAAGUUUCAACGCUGAAAUUCCACGUGUCAAAAUUGAAUCUUAAAGUUACAAACGUAAAACUCUCAAUUUUGCAUGGAUGGAUUGUUUUCCACUGUUUCAAAAAAUUGUUUUUGAAAUUUAGAAAUUUGAAAUUUAGAAGACUUGAUGGUCUCAUUUCUUGUGUUAUCCUGAAAACAUUUUUCAAUUCAAAAUUUUGGUGCUGAAAUUCACGAGGCUAAAAUUAGGGAAAUUCAAUUUUGCUUUUGAGAAAAUAUUCACUGUUUCAAAAAAUACUGAACAACAUUUAAGCGCCUCAUCACUUUGAUAAAAUUGAAAAAUAAACAAAAAUUUUGAUUCAAAAAAACAACAAAAAAAUGCAUUUUGAAGGUACAAUAAAAUUUUGCUCCUAUUUUUUGUUUUGAAAAAAAUUACUGUUUCAAAAAAUUUUUGAAAACAUUUGAAAGAUUCUAAAUCUGAUAAACGCGUAAAAGAAAAAUCAUAUUUUUAUCCGAAAAAGUUUCACUGUUUCGAAAAUUCACCAGAAUGAAAAUUUAGAGUUCAUAAAGUAUUAUCUUAUAUUUCGAGUGAUCUAGAAAAAAGCAUGUUGUUGUGAAAAAUCAGAAUUUUUGGUUAAAAGUUCACAUUUGACUACAAAAUAAUCUCACUGUUUCAAAAAAUGUGGAAAACAAUUUUCCAGCCAAAAUCCAUAUUGGGAUUCUCAAAUCUAAUAAUAUUCAGAAAAUUUAGUUUUUUUGAAACAGUGAACAUUUGUUGGUUAGAAAUUCCACGUCAUAAACUUUUUCAUUUUUCCCACGAAAAAACACAUAUUUCUCAUUCUCAGGAGAACAUUUAGAUGAUCAAAAAUAAUACAAAUCCGAUUUUCCGGAUUUUUUCGUGGGAAAAAAACUUGAAAAUAAAUUUCUAUAUUUAAUUUGAUUCGAGAAUUCCACGUGGCGAAAAAGCGCCAAAUUUCAUUUUCAAAUUUUUUUUGUUUUGCAGAUAUGGAUCUAGACGAAACAGUGGAUAAAUGGGAAAUUGGUGUUCAACCACCGUCACUCGAACAACUCGCACAUCGAACACAUUUCAGUCCGAGAUGGAUCAAAUACAUGUAUGCCAGAUUCAAAAAUGUGAGUUAUACUUUUAUCACCGUUUCGCUAAAUAAUGGGGAAUUUCUUUAAAGCAUGGGCACAUUUUGUGCCUGGGAAACAUGCUCUUUUGAAUGUGAUACUUCUGGUCACUGAAAUUUUCCGCGAAAAAUAGGAUUGAUUACAGAACCGUCAACGAUCUGUGAAAAAUAAAAGUUUUUUACAAAAAAAAAAAAAGUUUUAAAAGUACCAACCCCAUAUUCCGCCACGCUUCUUCCUUUCACUAAUUUUUCCUUUUUGUACCACAAAUCUUCAUCACUCAUGUCGACUCGUUUGCUUCUCUUCAAAAAAUGGUUGAUUAGCUAAUUAAUUAAUAGGGCUGAUUCACGAACGAAAAAAAUGUUAAAAAUUCACGAAAAGUCAAAAAAUGUCGAAAAAACAUUGUAGGUCAAAAUUAGUUUUUCAAGUUUUUCAGCCAAAAAUGAUGACAAAUUAAUAUUUUUCAAGCUUCUGAAGUAAUUUCUGAUGAAAAUUGACCUUGGAAUUCACUUUCCAGAAGGUUUUGCUGAUUUUUCGUGAAAUAAACAAAUUUUAAAAUUUGAUGAAUUUCGAAAAAUUCAUCAAAUUGAGCAAAAUAGGGGUCUCAAAGCUUAUUUUCAUCAGAAAUUACUUCAGAAGCUUGAAAAAUAUUGAUUUGUCAUCAUUUUUGGCUGAAAAACUCGAAAAACUAUUUUUGACCUACAAUGUUUUUUCGACAUUUUUUGCCUUUUCGUGAAUUGAUCUUUAAAUGUUAAAAAAAGGAUUUUUUCGUUCGUGAAUCAGCCCUAAUAAGUGAAAAAUCUCACAUAUUGUAUAAUUUUAUCAACAUCGUCGUUUGGAUUUACGCUAAAUCUGAAAAGAAAACCACAAUCGUUGAUUCCAAUUGAAAUAUCAGGCUUCUUCUUCAAUGAAUUAUUUAUAGCGUUUCGAACUUUUCUCACAGGUUUUUUCCAAUUUUGAAAACUAUCAGCGUACUCUAUUAUUUUCUGACAUUUAUGAAAAUGCCCAAUCGCUUGAACUUUGUCUUCAAGUUCUGACUCGAAAUCCUGAGCCCAUAGCAAAAAUUGACGACUACUAAAUUUGAGAUUUUUUCGAUUAGCGAAAUUUGUCGCCGCUACAAUAUUCAAUGAGUUAGUAUGAUAAAAUGUGUUGCUGAAAACAAUGUCGACCAAACAAUUUCCACAUCCACAUGAAUUUGGUCUGAAAAAUCGGAAGCUACAACAUCGAAAUUUGAAUGAAGCAGUCUUACUUUUCAGUUGGUUUCCUGUUGAAAAACUUUGAAAGAAAAUAGAAAAAUACAAGCGAUGCAAUGAAAUAUGCGAACAUUUUUGUCGAAACAAAAAAUUAUGUGAUUUAUCUCACAAAUUAUAAAUAACCAGAUUUUGUAGCGUUCUUUUGAACUCAUGUCAGAUUAAAAAUAUCAUUAAAAUUUGAAGUGUGAAUUUCGAAACUCGAAUUGAUCAUCCUAAAUAGCUUUGAAAAUAUUUCAAUAUUGAUUUUUCUUCCCAUAAUUCAAAUUUUCUCCAGGAAUCUCCCACCGGAAAAAUGAAGGAGGAAGAAUUCAAAAACCUGCUGGCCUCAAUAAUCGCUCCCGAAAAAGCCACCGAUCAAUACAUUUCCAGACUUUUCCAGGCUUUCGCUGGAAAAGACAAGAAAACCAUCACUUUUGAGGUACUCUUUAGAAUUUGCAGAAUUUUUGGCUGAAAAUCUUUGAUUUUCAGAAUUUGCUGGAGAGUUUGGCUCAUGUUCAUCCACAAACCGCUGAAACCAACGCGAAAUGGACAAUGCGAUUGAUAACUGAAGGAGAGGGAGACAAUUUCGGGUUUAGUGUGAGUUUUUUUGGGGGAUAUUUGAAAAAUACAGUAAUCCUAGGAGUACUGUAGAAGAAAAUUUAUCAUUUUGGCGGGAAAAAUCAAUUUUUUGAAUUUUCGAAUGUGCAUUAAAAAUACUGUAGUUCCAGAAGUUUGUGAGGUAAAAUUACAGUAGUUCUAGGAGUACUGUAGAAUUCCCUUUGAUUUUCUCAAUUCUGUAUCCUUAUCUGAAACAAAAAAGUACAGUAAUCUGGAUUUUUUUUCUAUUUUUGAAAAAUUUCAACUGGAAUAUUUUUGGGUUACUGUGUUUUUUGAAGUACAGUACUUUCAGAUGAAAAAUACAGUUAUUUGGACUUAUGCUUAUUCCAUCCUAAUAUGUGGAAUUGUAGUUGGCUUACUGUAGGUUAGAGACGCAGAUAAACAAAUGAGAUGAUUAGAGACGUAGAGGGUUAGACAACUAGAAAAUCUGAGAAGCUGAGAGACGAGAGAGUGUGUCUAUUUUAGAGACGCAGGCAGCUUCUUGAAAAUUUCAAAAAUCAUAUUUUUUUUUCUAAUUUCAAAGUCAAUUUUUUUCAAAAAUCCUAUUUUGAACAUCAAAAUUCAGAACCCGAAUAGAAUAUAAAUAUAAAAAAUUUCAAAAAAAAUCUAUUGUCAUGCUAACUUCCCAAAACACUUUUCCAAGCCCCGCCCCUUUCACACAUCAAACAUAGCCAUCUCCAAAACCCGCCAAUCGUCGGCGAGUCGAAAAAUUUAAGAAUCCCCAAAAACAUCCCCUUUUCGUUCAAUAAAAACAUUCAGAGCCUUUAAUAAGACUCGGUGUACAAUUUUUGGAGAUCUUUCUCGUGAGAGAAGGUGUUAAUCACGACGUUACAUCAAAUUUCUAUGUUUUUUCAGCAAUUCCUCGACUUCACCCAAAGUGUUUUCCAACUAAACGAGGGAAAAAUCGCGGGAGUUGAGCUAAAUCGCGAAUCGAUCAAUCAAAGAGCCUCAACAAUUUUCAUGGAACUCGAUCAAGAUCACGAUGGACUGGUGACUUUCCCAGAUAUGAUUCGAUUUUUCGAGAAAUCUGGAGAAUCCAGUUUGAGCUCUUCUUCUUCAACACAUCCUGAUAUGGUGUAA